This is a messenger RNA of Punctularia strigosozonata HHB-11173 SS5, 1215 nucleotides long. Its product is annotated as acid protease. NCBI's taxonomy places the organism in Eukaryota, Fungi, Basidiomycota, Agaricomycetes, Corticiales, Punctulariaceae. The transcript is spliced from 5 exons. Gene Ontology annotation, biological process: proteolysis. The record is from RefSeq and is a predicted model, not a curated record. Gene Ontology annotation, molecular function: aspartic-type endopeptidase activity. The coding region runs from base 1 to 1215 and encodes 404 amino acids.
AUGCCCUUCUUCGCCGCUGGUUCGGCAAUCCCUGUGGAACAGUUACAGCAGCCAACUUCGAUUCCCCUGGCAAGGCGCUGGGAGCUCCAGGACGCACAAGGUGUCGUCAACUUGAAAAAUCUGGAAGGUCAGAUGCAGAUGACAAUGGGGAAAAUCGCCAGAGGCAUGUCCGCGUACGAGAAGAACAUGGGCCAACGCCAUCCUGCCGAUAUGCUAGAGCAUCAUAACGUCCAACGCGCUGUCGGUCAUGAUGGGCUCACCGACAACAACAACGUUCUAUGGUAUGGCGCGAUCACUGCGGGUACUCCUGCCGUUCAAUACACAGUCGACUUCGACACUGGAAGCAGUGACCUCUUCCUUGCAGGUCCUUCGUGUGGCCAGACAUGCUCCGGUCACAAGGUCUACGACCCAUCCCACAGCAGCACUGCCCGAGACCUUCACAAGACCUAUAAACUUUCCUAUGGCGACGGUUCGUCCGUGUCCGGUGAACAAUACACAGACUCGGUGUCGAUCACCGGUCUGCAGGCGACAGCGCAAACGCUCGGCGCGUCGACUCAAUACUCCAGCGGCUUCCAGUCCCCUCGAUUUCCUGCGGACGGCUUGCUGGGCAUGGGCUUCCAGUCCAUUUCCGUCUACAGCGCACCGCCUCUAUUCCAAACACUUGUCUCUCAGCGUCAGACGAGCGACUCAGUAUUUGCGUUCAAGCUUGCACAGUCUGGCUCCGAGCUCACUAUUGGCGGCGUCAACAAUGCACUGUACACCGGUUCGUUCACGUAUGUCCCGGUGACGUAUCAAGGCUACUGGCAGGUUAACAUGGACGGGGUAAACGUUAAUGGCGGUCGAGUGAUCGGCGGGACCAGUGUCAUCAUCGACUCCGGCACCACCCUUAUCAUUGGUGAACCCCAUGCGGUUCAGCAACUUUACAGCAAUAUCCCCGGUGCCCAGCCUGCCAAUGAAUUUGGACAAGGCUUUUACUCCUUCCCUUGCGCCAAUGUUCCUGAUGUCAGCUUGACAUUCGGGGGUCGUCAAUUCCAUCUUUCCGCUUCCACCUUCAACCUCGGCCGCGAAUCUAUGACAUCGACAAGAUGCAUCGGCGGCAUCGUCGGCCAGAACAUCGGCGCCUCCUUUUGGAUUGUUGGCGAUGUCUUCAUGCGCAACGUUUACACCGCUUUCGAUCUUGGUCACAGUCGUGUUGGCUUCGCUAAUUUGGCCUAG